This is a messenger RNA of Coprinopsis cinerea okayama7#130, 915 nucleotides long. RefSeq lists its product as hypothetical. Bases 1 to 915 code for a protein of 304 amino acids. The transcript is spliced from 6 exons. Lineage: Eukaryota; Fungi; Basidiomycota; Agaricomycetes; Agaricales; Psathyrellaceae. The record is from RefSeq and is a predicted model, not a curated record.
AUGUCCGCUGUCUACGAGCACUUCAAAUCGCCGCCGAAGCUUAUCGUUGGAAGAGGAGAGGUGACAUAUGUCUUUGUCUGCAAGCGCAACCCAUCGGUUGAGAUCCAGCGCCGGCGCUAUGACGAUAGCACGAGCAACCUCGUCAAGCAUGUCAAGCUCUGCGAUCCCAGCAAGUCCGUAGAGUCAGAGGCCAUCAAAGUGUUUGCUUAUGGCUCAUCGUACCACCCAGCCAAACAUUGGGUCAAGUUAGGUAUCUGGGUUGCCCGGCGUAACCGCCCUUUUGCCAUUGUUGAGGACCCAGAACUCCGCGAGAUCUUUGAGGAUCUCAACUCGGCUGUCCAGCACGUUUCUCGUCACACAGUCCCCCGGGAUAUCAUCGAGAUCCACAACCACACUAAGGACCACAUUAUCAAGUUUUUUGAGCACAACGUCGAGGGCUCCAUCCAUAUCGGUGUGGAUGGGUGGACCUCUCCAAACAUCUUCGCGUUUCUGGGAGUCACAGUCCACUAUAUCUCCGAAGGACUGUUGAAGAUGUUGACGCUCGACUUUGUAAAGCUCAUACAGGGGUCUACCUUGCGCGAUGAUUGGCCGUGUGCCUUCGCGAGUUUGGUCUUGAUCCUCAGCUGCUGGGGCUCGCUUGCGACAACGGGUCGAAUAACGAUACGAUGGUGGAAGAGUUGUCGUGACUCAUUCCCACCUUCGCCGGAUCGUCGUAUCGCCAUCCUCUCUCCCUUCGCGGGUCGCUUGACCAAAUCCCAAAUGGUGGAGAAAAGUACCCCCGAUCUUGAUGCCGCGCUGGGCGCAUUGGAGGACGAUGAUGGUGAUGGUAUGGUGGGCAAUGAAGAUGUUGAGUCGGAAGAUGAGGAAGACGAUGGGGAGGAUGGAGAUGAGUUGGCACCGGAAUGUGGAGGUUAG